Molecule: messenger RNA, 1243 nt
Organism: Seriola dumerili (greater amberjack)
Lineage: Eukaryota; Metazoa; Chordata; Actinopteri; Carangiformes; Carangidae
Gene: cldn15la
Product: claudin-15-like
Exons: 5
Coding region: 224-880 (218 amino acids)
Biological process (GO): cell adhesion; bicellular tight junction assembly
Cellular component (GO): bicellular tight junction; plasma membrane
Molecular function (GO): structural molecule activity
Source: RefSeq, a predicted model, not a curated record
GACAGAGACCAGAGCCUCCGACAAGACAAACUGCUCCUGGAUUCCCUCGUUUUCUAUCUCAGAAGACUGAAGACAAGGACCUGUGAUCUUUUCAUUCCCCUUUGUUUCACUUUUGAAGGCUCGACUUGACGGCUUCGUUCUCUUUCGACUAUUUGUGGCAGUUGGAUUUCCUCUGAGGGUCUCUGUUGUUUCAUCUCAAGAGUUUUCUGGGAAAGUUGCCAUCAUGUCGACGGCUAUGGAAGGGGUCGGAUUCAUCAUGUGCAUAAUCAGCUGGCUGGUCACCGGGGCCGCACUGGCCAACGACUACUGGAAGAUUUCCACCGUGUCCGGCAGCGUCAUCAUCUCCCAGAGGCAGUUUGAGAACUUGUGGCACGCCUGUGCCGAAAACAGCGCCGGCAUCGCCGAGUGUCGGGACUUUGAGUCGCUGCUUGCCCUCCCCGAAUACGUGCAGGCGUGUCGCGCUCUGAUGAUCAUCUCUCUGCUGCUCGGCCUCGCCUCCAUGAUCGUGUCUCUGCUCGGACUCAAGUGCAUCAGGAUCGGCUCGGCCACCGACCAGUCCAAGGCCAAGAUCGCCAUCACCGGAGGGGCCCUGAGCAUCUUCGCUGGUCUGUGCUGCAUGACAGCUUGUUCCUGGUACGCCUACAGAGUCGUUCAGGACUUCAACAACCCGUUCUACGGCGGUGUGAAGUUCGAGCUGGGUACCGGCCUCUUCAUGGGAUGGGGUGCAGCCUCUCUGGCCAUCCUGGGUGGAGGUUUACUCUGCACUGCAUGUAAAAGAGCGUCACCUGGUGGCAAGAAAGGAGGUUACCAUGGAAACCAACCGCAGAAGGUCUACACUGCUACAGCAAAGUCGGAUCCAGACUCCAGAGCUUACGUCUGAACACACACACACACACACACACACACACACACACACACACACACCCUACUACCUGCUCUCUUAUAGACUACCAUUCAUUUUCUGAAGGCACUAAAAAGAAAGUUUCUUUGAGGGGACGGUUGGGGGACGGACCUGUACACAAGAUGUCUGGCAGGAUUUUAACUUCCUCUUAGGAACUAUGAGAAUUUUCUUACUUGUUUUGAAGAGUUUUUAAGGUUUUGAAUCUGAAUCAUGGGAACAGAUAAAUCUCUGCAGAUGAUUAUUAAUGAUUGUGUGAAGUGGGUGUUUUGUGUUUGUGUAUAUGUUACACAUAUGUCUUACACACUGUGUUCUAAUGUUUAAUACAAAAAUCUUCUACAUAUG